Molecule: messenger RNA, 3502 nt
Organism: Melanotaenia boesemani (Boeseman's rainbowfish)
Lineage: Eukaryota; Metazoa; Chordata; Actinopteri; Atheriniformes; Melanotaeniidae
Gene: tpbg1b
Product: trophoblast glycoprotein a
Exons: 2
Coding region: 551-1654 (367 amino acids)
Biological process (GO): negative regulation of canonical Wnt signaling pathway
Cellular component (GO): plasma membrane
Molecular function (GO): protein binding
Source: RefSeq, a predicted model, not a curated record
UAACACACGGUCCAGAUUUCAGAUGCUAAAUAUAGACUCAGGUGAAGGUGAUGUUGGCCAAAAACCCUGCUGCGCCACGCGUGAUAUAUCGAGAAAGAGCUGGCGUACCCUCCACCUUCUCCUCAUCCAUCCCUCCUGCCAGAAGGGCAGAGAUCUCGUAGAUCCGGACGGGCAAGGAGAGAAGCUCCUCCCCGCAGAUCAUCGCACUAGUCCAUGGUUCUUUUUAACUUUCAUUGUUGAGGAGGAAAGAAGCGACGCCCCGCUUUGCCACGGCAAAAAGGAUCAAACACUCCCUCUGAUCAAGGCGACCCCCACUUCUGUUCUCAUGGAAAUCAGGGCCUGCCUCCCGGCAACACUUUCAGCAGAGCUGCAAAGUUGAAGGCGCAUUCCCAGCCGGGACAACCAGCGACGGGGAUGUCUCUGAGGAGCUGAUCGUUCCUUCAUCCCUCCCCUGCAACCAACUUUUGCUCGUCCCCCCCUUUUCCCCCCUUUGUUUCAUUACAGUUUCUUCUCGAGCCGCACGUUUUGUUUUGUUUUUUCCCCCUGCAACAUGCUGGAUUUGUCGCGGGCUGUUUUUUUCUACGCGCUCCUCUGCUCCGUUUACGCGUCGUGCCCGCCGCGCUGUGAGUGUUCAGAGGCGGCUCACACCGUCAAAUGCGUCUCCAAAGAUCUGCGGAGUAUCCCGACUGGGAUCCCCGGAUACACUAGGAAUCUAUUUAUAACCGGGAAUCUUAUCAGUCGAAUCGGUCCGGAGUCUUUUAGAGGUCUGGAUAACGUAACCAACCUGUCUCUGAGCAAUAACAGACUUUCCAAAGUGGAAUCCCAAACCUUUGCCAGACUCCUUCGCCUCCGAUCUCUGGAUCUGAGCAACAACCAGCUGGCUGUCAUUCAUCCCGAGGCUUUCACCGUCCUCAACCAGUCUCUGCGAGAGCUCAACCUGAGUCGAGCCCUCUACAACCACUCAUCAGUUAUGGACUUAGCCACAUCUCUCCGCUGGAGCUCCUUGCAGACUCUGCAGGUUCUGGACCUAUCCGACAACAGCCUCGUCUACUUGCCUUCACACAUCUUCUCUCACUUGAGCAGUCUGCGGCGGCUCCAGCUCUCCAACAACUCACUGGUGGCCAUCCACAACUCCACCCUCUCGGGUUUGGAGAACCUGGAGGAGCUCGACCUCACACUCAACUCCCUCAAGACAGUUACUGAGGAGGGCAUGGAGGAGCUGGACUCUCUUCCUAGAGCUGAUCUCCUGCUGGGGGAGAACCCUUUCACGUGCACAUGUGGAAUUGAAUCUUUUGCCCUGUGGCUCAACAGAUCUCAGGAUCACAUUAGAGAUGCAAAGAGCCUCAUGUGCGCCUUCCCAGCCAGCAUGAGGAACACGUCCAUGCUCGCUGUGGGUACACUGACUCUGGGAUGCCACCAGAGGGAUGCAGGAGCAGACCUGGCUUUGCAGACCUCGUACGUCUUCUUGGGAAUCGUCCUGGGCUUCGUAGGGCUCAUCUUCCUCUUUGUACUUUACCUCAACCGAAAGGGUAUCAAGAAACGAAUCUAUGACAUGCGGGAUGCCUGCAGGGAGGUGUGGGAGGGCUACCACUACCGCUUUGAGAUUGACUCUGACCCCAGGUUAUCACAGGUCUCCACAAGUGCUGACGUGUGAAAGGAGCAUCACCCCCAGAGUAUUUUCUUAUGAGGCUGACUUUUUUCUAAUGCAUUUAUCCUUAGCAGAAUGUUAAAAAUGUACAGAUUUAUCUGUAAAUAUAUGCAUAAGAUGUUAACCAGCCUUGUUAAUCGAUGCAUGCGCUGCCAAAUGUCCAGCUCUUUACAUACACACUGAAGCAAAAGUGCCUGAAGUCAGCUCGGUGAUCUGAAUCAAACCCACUCAGUAUUCUGUCUGAUCUGGUCUUUAUCUUCAAAAAGGCAACACAGCACUGUAAUAAAAUUCUGACACAAUGCAAAAUAACCUCUGGGAAUUUCAAGCAUAAUCACUCAUUCAUCUUUGAUCCAUCUCAAGCGCUUUGGUCCCUCCGGCCUCUUACCCCAGGGUGCCAGAGAGGAAUUAAACUACCAAAAGCUUUUUUUUUUUUUUUUCCAAAGCUUCCCCUUUAAAAUCACCACCCUGCUCCUCUUUGGCUGUUGGAUUAGAAGAGAGGGAGACAAUUCAGCACAGGCCAGCGGAAAUCUCCCUGCCCCUUCAUGCUUUCUUUCUUCUUUUUUUCAUGAAAUGUCGCUUUGUUUCAACUUCUUGAAUUUUAUUGUCAAAAUGAUGAGAACCAGUCCCGAGCUGAGGGCCGCUGAAAGCAAUCUCCCUCCCUCCUUUAAGACAACAGCCACUCUGGAGGCUCUUUGAAGGAAAAGUCUGGCUCUCCACGUUUUUCUGUUUAGGGGCUUUUCUUUCCUUUGAUAAGAUACAGAUGAUUCAGAAACACCAGCUAUGCUGUUUCAUUCAGAGGUUUUAUUAAAAGUAAAAGGAAAAUGCUUUUCAAAUCUUCCCCUAAAUGUUUGCUUUUCCCUAUCUUAGACAAGUUAAAAAACCUGUCCUUUUUGGUAAAGUUUUCUAAGCAAUUCCUCAAAUAACACUGGAACUCAGAGCCUUACAUUUGAUGCACAUGUUAAACUUUAAAGUGAAUAAAAUGCAGACAGGGUCAUCAUUGUUUCAAUAAAUGACAAAAGCAAUUCUCUGUUUUUUAUGCUCUAAAAGAAGACACGGUAAGCUGCCAUUCCUCAAUGUGUUUAUUGUCUAAAUUGCUGGCUAUCAAGGUAUUUGGAAUUGAGGGGGAGGGGGUUAGAUGAACUAAAGUGAAACAACCUCCUUUUGUUCAAAGCCAGAGCUGCAUCUUCAUCCCAUCAAAAUGGUCUCAAACUCCUCUGGGAGUGAUCCAGAAAUGCUUAUGUUUAUACCAACGAGCCUUGUUACUGCAUGUGAAUGACAAAUGACGCAUUAGGAAGUCUUGAUGUCUGUAUACUCAUUUAGCUCUAAUGUAAUCCAGUGUGUUAUAAAAACCAGAACUGAAUGUGUUUGUAAUGUUUGGACUGAAGUUGAAGCAUCGUUUCCCCCCCGAGCUGCAGCGCCACAUUAAGCCGAGCAUUUACUCGCAGAGGAGAAAACAAUUGAGGCCCGUUUGCCGACACAAAGGGGAAGCUCGGAUGGCGAGACGCUUCAAAUAAGCUUUGUUUUCCAGCUUGGAGAAAAAAAAGAUGCCUUGUGAGACUCAUUCUUUUAUUCUUUUUUUUUCUUAGCUUUCACAGACGGCCAUUAUCUCCGGGUGUAAUAGGAUUCACUUAUGAUGACAAAGUUGAGCGCUCUGAUCCAGCUAUUGUUCAAGUGUCAUCAUUCUUAAUUAUUGUCUGUGGGAGGAAAAUCCCAUGAGGAGCUUUCAUUCAGCUAUUACACAACAUGUCACACCCGGGGCAUUAAGCCGGCCACGGGUUAUUGGUGUCAAUUUGCAGAACAGAAAGGAGAAAAACUAUUCACUGCAUGUCAUUACUUCCGUUUUCACUCAUUAAA